AUGUGUAUGUGUUCGCCUACUUCGCAUCCAGAUUAUGUAGGCAAGCUGUUCGAUGAAAUGCCAGGAGACGAGUUUUGGUCUGAACUAAAAGCCAUCAGAUGGUAUCCUGUUUCUGUUGACCCUCCUUUGACCGGACUUCCAUGGUUAGUGCCAGAUAAUACAUAUUUCAAAAGCUUAGUUAUGUGUUUUUUGGUUUAUGAUUAUCUUUGCAACCUUCUGUGGACGUGGGAAUGGUCUGGUCCAAAGGGUGAGAUCACAACAACUAAAGAGGAACCUGCUUUAUCUUUGGACACAACUAAAGGAAACCCAAAUGUUUUACCAAAAGAUUUGAAGUUAGUUUUAGUUGUUUAUCUGUGUAAGCUUGUUUUGAGUGUAUUUAUGCAAGGUAAAGCAAGCUCCAUGGUGGCAGUUGCCCUUGGGCCUAAUCCAGGGUGGGAGCUUUCAGGUGUUGGUGUCAAGCUUGUUGGCAAUACAGUGUGGAGUACCCCCUUUCAUCAAUUCUUGAUACUGGGUAAAAACAGUCUUGCCCCUGGUUCUGGGGUUGUCACAAAAUACUUGCUCCAGAGUGGUCUGCAAAAGUACUUGGACCAGCAAGGAUUCAGCAUAGUGGGCUAUGGCUGCACUAUAUGUACUGUGCUUUCUGGAAACAGAAACUUUGAAGGGCGUGUUCACCCACUAACAAGAGCCAACUACCUGGCUUCACCUCCCUUGGUUGUAGCUUACGCACUUGCCGGCACGAUAUGUGUAAAAUUACUCUUCUACCCUCAAAGAAACACACAACACAAAUUCAUAUCAUGUUUUGCAUGUUGUGUGUUUUAG
Molecule: messenger RNA, 819 nt
Organism: Lactuca virosa
Lineage: Eukaryota; Viridiplantae; Streptophyta; Magnoliopsida; Asterales; Asteraceae
Source: the annotation of a GenBank genome assembly